Venturia canescens is the source of this 7345-nucleotide messenger RNA. RefSeq names its product protein kinase 4-like. Gene Ontology annotation, biological process: regulation of DNA-templated transcription. Lineage: Eukaryota; Metazoa; Arthropoda; Insecta; Hymenoptera; Ichneumonidae. The record is from RefSeq and is a predicted model, not a curated record. Gene Ontology annotation, cellular component: nucleus. Gene Ontology annotation, molecular function: DNA-binding transcription factor activity; cis-regulatory region sequence-specific DNA binding. Bases 218 to 1900 code for a protein of 560 amino acids. The transcript is spliced from 6 exons.
GAAAUAAUAUCGUGCAACAAAAACGACGCCAUUUUUUUGGUUUUUGUUUAAACUUAUUAUUUUGUAAGAACACAAAUAAUAAACGUCACCGAUUUUUACUCCAUACGAAGAUUUUACUUCAAUGUUUUUCUGUGACCCGAAAAAGGGGGCGAGAGAGCAAAAGGAAGAGGUCGAAGGGUGACUCCGAGCGCUGCGAAGAACGCGACGGAAAAAUAGAAUGGCGCCGGACAGGCCGGACGCGACGGGGAUCGAGGCGGCUUGCGGUCUCACGGUAACGCGCGUGUUGAGUUUCGGCGAGACCGUUUUCACCGUUAAGGAGGGUGACAACGCGAGUACUUUCACGGACUCGGGUUCAGCCGACGAGCAAAUGAACGAGGAACAAGUGGUCGGCAUGGCGAACAGCUCGGCAAACGGCUCGACCAAUGACAGCAUCAAAUCGAGCCAGCCCGAUGACGAUCUUACUUCGCUGAGUUGGUUGCAUCAACAAAACUUACUCAAGGGCCUUGAGAUUUCCAGCCCCGCCAAAAGCGCCAAAAAUGAUAACCACAUCAACAACAAUAAUAACAAUAAUACGAGCAACAACAAUAACAACAGUAACACCAAUAACAAUAACGUAUGCGAGGACAGUGCCGAAUUUUCUGAAAACACAAACUCCAUUUCGAGCCUCGACGACAGUUAUUUUCCAGAUAGCAACGGCAAGAGCAGCAACGCUUCCAGCACGUCACGUGGUCAAACGCAAACGAGCCAUAUUUACCAGAGUCCCGGUAAGAGCUUCGAAAAGUCGGGUUCGCAGUUCGUUCAGGAAGCUGCGAAACAGGGACACGGCCAUUACUCAACAGCCCAAAGUAAUCAAGCGAAGAUAUCAUUGAACAACAAUAUUCUGCCGGUCUCGAAUCGCAACAAACAUCCAACCCACAUACCUUACGAUCCUCAUUUGCAUAGAAAUAGCAAACCGCCGUACUCGUUUUCCUGUCUUAUCUUCAUGGCGAUUGAGGACAGUCCCGUAAAAGCUCUCCCGGUCAAGGAGGUCUACGCCUGGAUCCUCGAUCACUUUCCGUACUUUCGGAACGCACCGACCGGAUGGAAAAAUUCAGUCAGGCACAAUCUCAGUCUCAACAAGUGUUUUCGCAAAGUUGAAAAAGCUCCCAACCUCGGAAAAGGUUCGCUGUGGAUGGUGGACGCUCAAUAUCGUCCGAAUCUCAUUCAAGCACUUUCACGUGCACCGUUUCCACCACCCUCUGCCCAAAAUCUCUCGUCCCCGGAAAAAACUCCGAGAAAAAGUACGAGCACGAGGUUACCGGAUCCGGUGCUUUUCCCCUAUCUCUCCAAGAGACUGGCAUCCAGCAAUAUUGGGGACAACUCCGAGCUUGAGUUCGACAGUGACGUAGAUGCCGCUGCGGUCGCGAUGCUUUCUUUCAAACACGGACCUAUUAUUUUGAAUCACAAUAAAGAUCGUAAAAAGAAAGUUGCGGAACCGGAAAAGUUGGUACCCGUUAUCACGAGGAGCUCGAGCGAGGAUCACACGUACAGUUGCAUCACGUCCGUCAAAUUGGACAGUAAAAGACCGAGCGCGGGAAUGGCGUUACCGGACGUGGACGAGCAGAGAAAAAUAGCGGAAGGUGCGGACGCGUUGUUGAAUUUGGCAGGAGUGAGUACAAAUUUGAGUCACAGCGGGGUGCACAACGAGGUAGAGAAUUCAACGACACCGGGUCCAACGAGCCCAACGAGUCCAACAAUAACGGCGAGCUCGUCGUCCCCAUUGACCUCGAAAUCAGCGCUUCCGGUAAAAACUAAGAGACGCUCGAGCUCAAGUGAUUUCUCGAGUUUGGGUGACAAGAGACGCCGGCGUUGGCGGGAGUGGGGUGAGGGUAACAGGUAUCUCAAGCAAGUUAGAGGUUAAAGUGCGUUUUUUUUUCCGUUCCGUCGAUAAGGAAAGAAAAACCACAGAAAAAAGGAAAAAAAAAUCAAGGACCGUGGUCGAGAAAAAGGGCGAAAGAAAGCAACGCAAAAACAAUCUAGCAUCCAAAGCAAUAUUUUCUACGAGGUUGCUGAAGCAAGGAGAAUACGAGAGGGAAGUAAGCGAAAAAGAUACAAUUUAUUCCCUGGAUUAGCGCCACUUUUGAGAACACGCCGAAGGGUGCUUGGAAAACAAAGAAUGAAAAUAUUAACGAAUCGAAUGCGAGAGAGAGAGAGAGAGAGCGAGAGAGAGUGAACAAAAAAAUCGCUAAACGCCAAAACUAUAAAAUAGCAGAAGAAAAAAACUCCAUUCGAAAGCACCGAACUAUACAAGCAAUAAUAGACAAGUAAUGAGCGUACUAUUGACGAGGCGAGAUGCAAAAAAAACAUAUACAACUCAAAACAGUUGUAUAGUUUUUUAGAUAGAAAGAAUGGCACGGUUUUACCUCUCAAUUUUCUAUUUGCGACGAGAUAUACAAAUGAGAUAAAUCAAUAACAACACAAUAUGAGAGGCAAAAGAUACAUGAAAAACAACAAAAAACAUUACGGUAAAAUGAUUUUUAGGAACUGUUGCGAGGAAUUAUACAUAUUAAUUCAUAGAGAGUUUAAUUAAUGAUAAUAGAGAGUUCUAUAUUAGUUUUUUUCUCCCCUGUAGAUAUGUAUAGAUUUACAUAAUUGUGUAUAUAUAUAUAAAUAACCACAUAAAUGAAUAUUUAUACUGAAUUUACAGACCGACAACACACACUCACACGAACACGAGUACGCAUACACAUAUAUUGAUACAAAUACACGUUGAGUGCAUAGUCAACAGUGCAAACUCAACAUUAGAAUUGAGUCGUCAGUCUCAAAAUUCCAUACACUUACUCAAUUCGACUUCUCCUUCCUCGUUAAUGACGUUAAUGACGGUUGCGAACUUGAAUCUUACUCGCACUGUUGACCACGGAACCUCGUACAUUCUGUGUACAUAUAUGAAUUUAUGUAUAAAUAUUUAUUUAUAUGUAUGUAUAUACAUAAAUAUGUAAUUGAAAUAACUAUUCGAAUAGUAAAAUUGAAUAAUAUAUUUGAGAAGGCGUAAGAGAGAGAGAGAGAGAGAGUGAAACGUGCGCGUUUGUAUAUAUGAAUAUGCCAUAUAUAUAUACAUAUAUACAACGAUAUAUGUAUGUACGAAAAAUGCACAGACGUAAUUUGUAAAAUUGCAAUUCAUGCAGCCAGCGGUUUCAUUUGCCGGAUGUCCGUAGUGUAAACCUACUAAUAUUGUGACACUACCGAAUUCGGUGCUUGUUUUUUCUUUCAAAUGAAUAAUUAUGAAAGUUUUAAUGAUAAAGAUUUUUUAACGGUUUUGCAAAAUUUUCGAUAAACGUUAUCCAAUUGAAUUCUAGAUUAUGAAAAAAAUUAUUGUAACAAGCUCGAAACGUUUGUAAAUUUAUUCGUUUUGAUAAAAUCAUUCGACGAUGCAAAUUAUUGGUAUAUCAAGUAGUUCAUUAAAUUAUUGAAGUGAGAGGGGCUUGGAAACGAAAAUAUUUGAGAGAAGAAAAAAAUAUAUAAAAAUUCAAGGAAUUUUGUACUUCCUUUUUCAAAUGGGGUGAGGGCCAAAGUCUUAUGUGAAAAUUUCCAAAUUUACAGUCCGGACACCCGGUAAAUAGUGAUAAACGUAUCGCGAAAGUAGAGUCCGAAAAUGGCGAGUUUCGCAAAACGUAAACGGAAUAAAAAGAGAGAGAGAAAGGGGGCGAGAAGAAUAAGAAAAAGUAAUAAUAAAUGAAUGAGGAGUGAGAGUGAGAGAGAAAGAUGUUACAAUUAGUGAGUACUAUAAUUUGUCGCCUUUUUCUACUCUAUUCGUGGUGGGCUUUUGAAAUGAUUUUCAAUACUGUUGUAUGUCAUUGAGAAUAGCGUAUGAAAGAAUAAGAAAAUCUGGUACGUAACGUGAGAACGGUUUCGGUUGCCUGAUACUCGCUUCUGGAAAAUCGUUUGGGGAAUUUCGAAUAUGAUAAACUGCGAAUACUCAUUGCUCGAAAAAUCUGUAUUUGGCUUUCUAGAUCCUCGGAAUUGCGCUCGCUUCGACCCUCGCCCGCAUUCACCUGUUUGCACCAGUAAUUUUCAAACGUUCGUUUCUCCAACUUGAAUCGUCGAAUUCAAAUGCACCACAAAUGAUUGUCAAGUAUCUAAAUUUCUUCAAUUAAUUUUUCAGAGCUCCUGCAAGCUCGUGCAAGCUUUUUCUUUUAAUACUUGGCGUCGAGGCCGUGGAAAGCCUCGUUCCACUGCACUGGAGUUUCAAAUGCCUACGGAGUAUUCGCAGUUCUCAAUGAAACGGAUGCCGGGCCGUCGCGUUUACAAGCCUCUGAAUCGAUCGACACACCUACGGAAGCCGAUACACAAUUUCUUGAGUACACUCGGUAAAAUCUGGUACUUUUGGUGUGCUAUAUGCGAAUUUAGAGAUCGAAAAUUCUAGCUUUCGAUACUCCGAGUGUCCGGUACUCGGGAGAUGCAAUCCUUGGUACUUAAAAUGACGACUAAAUUUUAAAAAACAAAAUCGUGAUGCUGUGAUCAAAAAAUAUUUAGAAUCCCGCUCGAAUUUCGGAAGCGAGUCAGUGACCGACGGUCACAAAUGUACAUCACAUCGUUAUUGUCUAUAUACAAAGAGAGAGAGAGAGAGAGAGAGAGAGAGAGAGAGAGAAGAAGAAGAAAGAGUGACGAUAUAUUUUUACAGGGCUCUGCCCGCGUGAUAAAAAGCUCUUCCUAACGAUUCGCUGAUAUCCACGUUCAUUAGCUUACGGAGAGAAUGUCGAUGGAUAGAAAUAACGGGGACAAAGGGGAAGGAUCAUGUGGGGAAAAAAGCACGGAAAUGCGGAAAUGAGAUAUUAAGAAUUGGAGCGAAUGGCGAUGGGACGGGAAGAAUUGAAAUGAUAGGGAACGGUGUCCCUCGCUGGCGGCGCAACCCGGACAAGGUCCGUUACACGCGAAUCACGACUCUAUGCAUUUUCGUUCCUUCGUUCUCUGUGUCCUACGCAAAUUUGUUGAUAAUUUUGAGAAAAUUCAAACUGGAAAGCCAACACGGAUUGUUCCUAGUGAAAAUUUUGGCGCAGAGAAGCCUUGUGCGAAUCGAAUUUCCAAAAUUGCAAAUGCCCGAGCGAAAAACGUCGAUCGCAGGUACAUUUUCGAAUCUGUGGCCAGUUGGAGCACCCCCGAGACAGUUGGAAACAAAGAAAUCGAGCUCGGGCCAGUUGCGUCUCAUCAGGAAUGAGGGAACGAGUGCUCGAGUCUUUUUUUCCACCUCUUCGAUCUCCAGCCAUUAACUUUCCCUCCUCCCUCCUAUGCUGCUUAUCCCACGCUUCCACGUUAACCAUUGGAUUCGAUAUUUUUUCAAUGAUCCUCUAGCGAGGAAAAUUCUCAGUGAAACCGAGUUCGGCGUUUACCAGCGAUUCGUUUCGCCGUUACGGAACAAGAGGAUCGUUGAAAGGGCGCGCUGCCAUAAAAACAAGUAACAAAAGAGUUAGAAAGUAGGAAGAGAGCAGCAAAUAAGAGAACGAGGAAGAUCAUGAGAGAGUGACAGAGCGAGAGAGAGAGAGAGAGGCGGAAAAUGUUUUCACAGCUAUAGCUUACGUUCGUUGCGACUGAACGUCUGUUCUUCCAUGUAGCUUAUUCUAAACUAAUUGACUAGGUGGACCGAAAAUUUCAAAAAAGGUCCGUAUAUUUAUCACCUUCAUCAUCACAAUCAUUCUCAUCAUAAAAAAAAAAAACAAUUAAAACGAUCGAACGCUAAGGAAAUAAACUGAAAUUUAAAAAAUUUUUAAAAAUAAAAUUAAAAUUGAAAUAAAAUUCCAGAAUUGAAGUACUAAAAACACACAAAAUCUCACUCAUACUGAAGAAGACGAACAUUUUUAGCACUUUAACGGAACGUUGAUUUGACUUUAGAGUUGUACAAUUAGCGAACAAAAAACUCGUACAAUUGUAAUUAAUGAAAUUCUCAAUCGGCGAGUGAGAAGAGCGAAUCUAUGGGGCGGGGGAGGGGAGCGCAAGAGGGAAAUAAAAGCAAUAAAAACUAGUAAGACCUGAUAUUGCAUCGAAUACUCUAGUCAGCUGGUCGUUUUUUUUACAAUCUCGUUAAAUCGUCAAAAUCAGAGAAGAAAGCAUUUGGACUGUGUUCAAUUGGAUGUUGAAAUGUGUUUUUCCAAAAAUCUUUGUUAACACGACGAGCGCCAUUCAUUUUUGUACACGCGUAUAUAGCUUACGGUGUUUCUUAUUGGGAGCGCUUUCAUUUUUUUUUAUUUAUUUUUCAGAGCCAAAGAGUUGGCAAGCUUUUUGCGAAUGUGCCUGAACCCAGCAGCCUGUAGUCGACUUGAACCGUGCUCCCAAAGUGGUGGAUUCUUUUAAUCCUGACGAAUCAACAUGGAAGUUCGAUUAUGUUGCAUUUUUGGGACCCAUGCUUUGAGGCAAAGAAACGUUUCCAAGCUUCAAUUUCAAUUGAAUGAAAAAAUUCAUGAUUUUGGGAUCGGCAGUUAAAAAACUCGAGGUACAGGUCGCAGUAACUUUGCACACCCGUUGAGCUCAGAAAGUGUGAGGAGGAGGGUCGGGUAGGGGGGGGGGGGGGCGAAAAAGUUAGAAGCACUCGGAAUAAGAAGUCCCUUAACGUAUAUACGUGCACACGAAAAAGUGGCCACUCUCAAGACUCCAAAUUUUUCGAGAGAUAAAUAAAAUAGAAUUCCACUACGACCCUGGAGUCGAUUUUCAAUCGACUUUCCCCGCUAACCACCGGCUGACGGACGUAGUAAUUUUUGUACCUCGUACAAAACAAAAGAAAAAAAGAGAGAAAAACGAAAGAAAAUGAUCUUAGAGAGUACGCGAGCUUUAACGAGGCACCGCGUACGGGGAGGUGAGUGGAGCGAAAAAUCGUCGAUGAUUGAGAAAGAGAAAAGAAUUAUUGCGAAACACACCCAGCCACGGACAAUCAAAACAAAAAAUGCCACAAUGAUGGUGUUUCAUUUGAUUCUGUUGCAUGACGUUGUGCCAAAUCGACAAAUAUUUUAUUUAGGUUUCGAUAAAUUUUAUCUUUAUUUAUAAUAAUUAUAGUACAUAUUUAUAUAUAUACGUGUAUAUUAUAUACAUAUAUUUAUGAAUUUACGUCUUCGUAUAUAUGUAUUAAUAUACGUAUAUAAAUUUUUAUGUAUAUUGUACAUUUUAAGAAUUUUGUUGGCGUAAUGUGUAAUAUUGAUUAUUAUUGAUUAUUGAUUAUUGAUUAAUAUUAAUUAUUAUGAAAUUUCAAUCGAAUGAAGAAAAACAAAAUCACACAAUGUAAAAUGUUUGUUAAGUUUUUGGCCUUGCUUAUACAACUUGAGUGUAAUAUCUUAGGCUGUAACUAUGGCAGAACUUUAUCUAAAAUGAUAUAAAAAAACAA